Messenger RNA from Arctia plantaginis, 2262 nucleotides. The record is from the annotation of a GenBank genome assembly. Lineage: Eukaryota; Metazoa; Arthropoda; Insecta; Lepidoptera; Erebidae.
AUGAAGGUCCUAGUGCUAGUGUCUGCCUUUGUCCUGGCUUCGGCCAACGUCGUCAAAGAUGACAUCUACGCUAGUACCGUCAUCGGCAGAGAAUCCAUGGUCAACAUGGACAUCAAGACGAAGGAGCUCUGCAUCAUGAAGUUACUGAACCACAUUUUGCAGCCAACCAUGUACGACGAUAUUCGGGAGAUUGCCAGGGAGUGGAUCAUUGAAGAGAACCAGGACAAGUAUCUGAAAACUGAAGUCGUAAGGCAGUUUAUUGAUACCUUCAAGAUGGGUAUGCUUCCGCGGGGUGAGGUGUUCGUCCACAGCAAUCAUUUGCACAUUGACCAGGCUAUUAAGGUCUUCAGGAUUCUUUACUUUGCCAAGGACUUUGAUGUAUUCAUGAGGACUUGCUGUUGGCUAAGGGAGCGCAUCAACGGCGGCAUGUUCGUUUAUGCCCUUACUGCGGCUGUGUUCCACAGGAGCGACUGCAGAGGAAUCGUGCUUCCUGCCCCCUAUGAGAUCUACCCCUACUUAUUUGUCGAUAGCAAUAUAAUUCAAAAGGCCCUCAUGAUGAAAAUGACCCGAGCCGCAAGCGAUCCCGUCAUCAUGGACUACUACGGUAUCAAAGUUAACGACAAGAACUUGGUUGUUAUUGACUGGCGCAAAGGAGUCCGUCACACUCUGUCUGAAAACGAUCGUAUCGGUUACUUCACUGAGGACGUCGACCUCAAUACAUACAUGUACUACCUGCACAUGAGCUAUCCAUUCUGGAUGACUGACGAUCUUUACAAUCUGAACAAGGAGCGUCGUGGUGAAAUCUUAUCUUACGCAAAUAUGCAACUGCUAGCCAGGUACAGACUGGAACGUCUAACUCAUGAAAUGUGCGACAUAAAGACCAUAAUGUGGCAUGAGCCUUUGAAGACCGGCUAUUGGCCAAAAAUCCUUCUUCACAACGGAGAACACAUGCCUGUGCGUAGCAACAAUAUGGUGCUGCUCACCGACAAGAACGUUAAGGUUAAGCGUAUGUUGGAUGACGUUGAGAGAAUGCUCCGUGACGGCAUCAUGACCGGCAAGAUAGAACGUCGUGACGGUACUGUAAUCAGCCUAAGAAAACCUGAAGAUGUUGAAAACCUGGCUAGACUGCUGCUUGGUGGUAUGCGUUUGCUUAAUGAUGAUGCCAAGACUCUCCAUAUGAUGAAUUUGAUGAGGAAGAUGCUAACUUACAAUGUAUACAACACUGAUAAGUACACCUACAUACCCACUGCUCUGGACAUGUACACCACUUGCCUGCGUGACCCUGUCUUCUGGCAGCUGAUGAAGCGCGUUACCGAUACCAUCCACAUGUUCAAGAAAAUGCUUCCUAUGUAUACUCGUGAUGAACUUGACUUCCCUGGUGUCAAAAUCGACAAGAUCUCUACCGACAAACUUGUCACUUUCAUGGAUGAAUACGACAUGGACAUCACUAAUGCUGUAUACCUUGAUGAGACUGAGAUGAAGAAGAAGCGCUCCGACAUGACAUUCGUGGCCCGCACUCGUCGCCUAAACCACCAUCCCUUCAAGGUGGCUAUCGAUGUUACGUCCGACAAAUCAGUGGACUCUGUUGUACGCAUUUUCAUCGGUCCAAAGUACGACUGCAUGGGCCGCCUUAUGUCCGUCAACGACAAACGCCACGACAUGGUAGAGAUUGAUACCUUCACGUACAAACUAGAGACGGGCAAGAACACUAUUGUGCGUAACUCUUUGGAAAUGCACGGUAUCAUCGAGCAGAGACCUUGGACCCGCCGCAUCCUUGACCAAACCUUGGGAAUGAGUGAAACCACAUUAAAGAACGUUGAUGUCGAAAGUUGGUGGUACAAGACCCGCAUUGGAUUCCCACACAGGCUUCUCCUGCCCCUUGGUCGCAUUGGUGGUAUGCCUAUGCAGAUGUACGCCAUCGUCACCCCAGUAAAGACCGGCAUGCUCCUACCGACCAUCGACAUGAGUAUUAUGAGAGAUCGCAAAAUGUGUCGCUUCAGCGUUUGCUUCGACACAAUGCCGCUCGGCUUCCCCUUCGAUAGAAGAAUUGACACUUCCUACUUCUUCACUAAGAAUAUGAAAUUCCAUGACAUUACGAUUUACAGGAAAGAUAUGGACAUGGCCAACAUAAGCAAGGACAUCGACUUGUCAGACAUGGUGCUGAAGCAGGACGACCUCACGUACCUGCACCGUGAUAAGCUAGUGAGAUGGUCUUAUAGAGACUUGAUGAUGACGAGUGCAGACAACAUGAUGAGGAUGUAA